Molecule: messenger RNA, 2688 nt
Organism: Bipolaris zeicola 26-R-13
Lineage: Eukaryota; Fungi; Ascomycota; Dothideomycetes; Pleosporales; Pleosporaceae
Product: glycoside hydrolase family 18 protein
Exons: 3
Coding region: 1-2688 (895 amino acids)
Biological process (GO): carbohydrate metabolic process
Cellular component (GO): extracellular region
Molecular function (GO): chitinase activity
Source: RefSeq, a predicted model, not a curated record
AUGGUCGCCUCAAUCUUCUCACGCGUUGCUUUUGCAACUGGACUUCUUGCCUCCACUGCUUCGGCCGCUUACGAUGCCUCCUCCAAGUCAAAUGUCGCUGUUUACUGGGGACAGGGAAGCAACCAGAUGUCGUUGCUCGAAGUCUGCUUGGAUCCUAACGUAGACAUUGUCAACAUUGGCUUCAUCAACAAGUUCCCUACGAAGCGAGGCGAAUAUCCUGGAUCAAACCACGCCAAUGCCUGUGGUGACGCAACUUACCUUGACCCGACUACCAACAAGCCCAGCAAGCUACUCAGCUCAUGCCCUGGCGUUGGUGAGGCCAUCAAUGCUUGUAAGAGGAGAGGCAAGAAGGUCAUGCUCUCGCUCGGUGGUGGCUGGCCAACAGACUACUACCUCCCAACACCAGAUGUUGCAAAUUGGUUUGCUGAGUUUUUGCUCGGAGCUUAUGGCCCUCCUACCGCCGAGUGGAAAGCUGCAGGCAAGCCCCGUCCCUUCGGCGAUGCCUAUGUUGAUGGUUUCGAUCUCGACCUCGAAGCCGCAGAGUGGGAUGUACCGUCCAAGGACAUGCUCUACCUGAACUACGAUGUCUUCGGCAAGUACAUCAAGGCACACUCCAAAAUGCUUCUCUCCGGUGCUCCCCAGUGCGUUGUCCCUGAUGCUAGGAUUUUCCUUGCUCUCAAGGAGGUUCCUUUCGAUUUCCUAUUCACUCAGUUCUACAACACCUGGAGCUGCUCUGCUGCCAAGGCCGUACAAGACAUGAAGAACAAGGCAGAGAGCACCUUCACCUUUAACACCUGGAUUUCUUGGCUCAAGGCAAACUCCAAGAACCCAGACAUCAAGCUCUACCUUGGAUUGGCUGCUGGUCCAGAUGGUCUUCCUACACACAAGGACCACUACCUCACCCCUGAGGAUGCCAAUAUGCUUGUUCAGUCCCUUCAAGGCGAAAGCUUGUUUGGUGGUGUUAUGCUUUGGGAGGCGACCGUCUCUAAGAACAACCCGACUUAUGGCCAGUCCUACGGUACCUGGAUGAAGUACGCUGUUGAGGGUACUUUCAAAGACAAGUACCACCCUGUUGUAUCUUCUAGCUCUGUGGUCUCUUCUACAAUCACACCUUCCAGCACUCCUGCCUCCAGCACUCCCGCAUUCAGCACCCCAGCUUCAAGCACUCCGGUUCCCAGCAUCUCAACUUCCACCUAUCCUGCCUCCAGCAUCUCGGCUUCCACCUAUCCUGCCUCCAGUGUCUCUGCUUCUAGCAUUCCGGGCUCGAGUGUUACUGCUUCUAGCAUUCCAGGCUCUAGUGUCACUGCUUCCAGCAUUCCGGGCUCGAGUGUCACUGCUUCCAGCAUUCCGGGCUCGAGUGUCACUGCUUCCAGCAUUCCUGCAUCUAGCACCCCCGCUUCCAGCAGCGCUACUAUGGUCAGCUCCAGCUCUAUUGAAAUUCCCAGCAGCACCCCAGUUGAGCUUUCUUCUAUUGCUACCAUCUCCCCCUCCGCUUCCAGCAGUAGCAUCUCCGUUGGACCAUCAUCUGUCCCCACCGUCUCAGCACCCGAGAGCACCAGCAGCUCUGUCGUUAUUCCUUCAGGUAGCGAGACCUCAACUUCCUGCAGCACUUCAAGCGGCGCCUAUCCCACUGGUGUGAACUCUAGCUAUGGCGUCUAUCCUACUGAGUCAGCAGUGUACCCAACUGAGACAUACUCUGCCAGUAAGGGUGCCGAGUACCCAGCCGAGAGCUCCAAGGGCUACGGAGAAUACCCAGCUGCGUCCAGCACUGGUUAUGACAGCACGCCUUCUGUCACCGAGAAGCCUGAGCAAUCCGAGUACCCGACUGUUCCCACCGGCUCUACCACCAGUGUCGUUACCACCACCUACGUCGAUGUUUGCCCCACUGGUCUCACCACUGUCACCACGACGUACGUUGCGACUGUUUGCACCAAGUGCGCGAAGCCCACCGGCACCGCCGAUGUUCCUGAGGGAUGGACCACGAGCGUAUACACUGCCAGCACCUUGACUGUGACAAUCACCAAGCCCAUUGCCACCGUCACUGCUGUGCCUGAGUACCCAUCCUCCGCUCCUUCGGUCGUGUACCCUGCGGAGUACCCUGCUUCCCCCAUUUCUUCUGGAAAGCCUGCAUAUCCAGUCGUGCCUGAGGCUUCCAAGGCUGCGUACCCUGUCGUCCCUGAAGCCUCCAAGGUCGCGUACCCUACCAUCCCUGAAGUCUCCAAGGCCGCUGAAUACCCCACUGUUCCUGAAGUCUCCAAGGUUGCUGAGUACCCUGUGGCUCCUGCAUCUUCUGCGGCUCCUGAGUACCCAGCUCACUCUGUGCCUUCUGUGCCCUCCGCCGCUCAGCCCGCCUCUUCGCCUGCUGCCGAGUACCCCUCGUAUCCUGUUGGCACUGGCUACCCCAAGAAGCCCGUGGAGCAUGAGGCUGUCAGCAGCACGCACGUGACUCUCAGCAAGGUUGCCGUUCCUACUUACAUUCCUGCACCUUACCCAUCGGCUGGUGUUCCUUACAUCCCUGCCGGCCCUGCUAAGAACGCUACCAGCGAGUAUGUCCCCAUGCCCACUGGUACCGGCAAGCCCGUCACACCUCUCCCAUCUAUGCCACCGCAGUUUGAGGGCGCUGCUAGCCGCGCUAGUGUCGGCUUCAUGAUGUUUGUUGGUGCUGUCGGUGCUGUUCUUGCCAUGUAA